GAUGUAUGUUUGUUUGUAGAUUCUUCCUUUGUCAAUUAACGCUCGUGUCACCCUUUCGAACGUGAAGCUAUAAAAAGAUGUUAAAGAGAAGCCUCUAAUUACGAAUAAAAUUCAUACCCUUGUUGUGUGGCUUGCGUCGUUCUCAUUCUUUCUCUGUCUGAAAAAUAAAAUAAAAAAGACUGACUGAUCAGAAGAAGAAACAAGCCACACCUUCACUUUUUUCACAUCGCCAAAUUCUCAAAACCCCAAGACCACAACAAAACAACACUCUCCAGAAAUGUUGUAAAUAACAUUAUAUACAUUUAAUAUUCUUUCUUGUGAAGCUUGCAUUCUACUUUUCCUAGCUUUUUCUUAUAGUCAAGUUGUUAAUUCAUGAGGUGUAAGACGCAUCUGACCGAUGCGAGUAGCAGCAUCGGCGUGUGUGCUUCGUGCCUCCGCGAAGGAUUAUUUAUCGUUAUUGCCGCGGACGCACAAACAAAAACUAACGCGUAUUACAAACAGUUUGAGGCAAUUCAGACACAGGACGAUCGCCGGAAAUCAGACACCAAUCCUCUGCCUUUGGCGUUUCAUCCCAAUUCCGUUCAUGGAAUCCCGGAUCACCGAUUCUAUAGUACUCCACAAGUUGGUCCCAAUGGAUUAACGAUAACUGCCUCCACCUUGUAUAAGAAGAAGAAGAAGAAGAAUUAUGGAUUAUCUUUUAUACCUGGUCUAUUUAGAUCCAGAUCGAAGAAACCGGAUUCGGAUUCUAGGGUUACAAAUUCUGGAGAUUAUUGUCCGGCAUUAUCUUCAUCACCGUCAUGGUUCUCAACAAUUUUACCUAGUCGCCGGAAAAAGCAAUCCCGAAUGUUUUCAUUUGACGAAUCAACGAUCAGAGGUAAUCAGGAAAGUUGUCAUAAUUACGAUGAGGAAAACCAGCAUUGUUUAGACAAUUCAAACGGGUACUCAUCGGAGACGCCAAAGAGAACACCGGCAGCUCAACCGGGCCGGAGAACGGGGGCUAAUAGGUCGGGCCAUAACCGAAGUUUAUCAGGAAUAGCGUUUUGCUUGAGCCCGUUGGUUCGGGCUAGCCCCAGUAGACAAUGGAACCAGAAAGGAAUGCCACCGGAUAUGGUGUUUUCCGGCGAGAUAAAAGUUCCGGCGAAGGGUCACCUUUCAAAUGCGGUGUCGUUCUGUAAGAACAGAUCGAGGAAACUUGCCGAUUUUGGAAGGUUCAAUCCGAACCGUUAAUUGCAAUGGUAGUUGAGAUUUGACCACUUCGUACAAUAUAUGACAAAAAUGCGGUUUUCCCGUUAAUUUGUUCCUGUUACUUACAAAUUAAAAUUUCCCUUAAUAGUAUCUUCUUUGUAUUAUUCAACUAAAUAAAUAUUUCUAUUGCGCAGUUUGAAUAUAAGAAUAUUUUUAACAUUUCGUAUAUUUACUGAAGUUUUAAAUUUUGAAAAUAUUUUUUUUAACGAUCAAUAUUUGGAAAUAUUAAACUUUCAUAUUGGAAAUACACGAUGAAAUAUUGAAAAUUGUUCCAGAAGUGGAAUAAAUUUCCACCUUUGCAGAGGCCAUAUCUCAAUCCUACUGCAGCCGUCUUCAUGGGGCCUCAACGAUUCCGAUGGCGAUGUCCAAAGAGUGACAGACCAGGUCAAAUUGAGGAGCUCUUCGUUCUGUGUAAUCUACUGUGUGAGUCUGUUUGGUCAGAAGUGUUUUUCAAUUUUCUUAAGUUGAAUUGACAAAAUAUUUUGAAAAAUAUGAAAAAUAGCUUACUCAAUUAAAUUAGAAAA
Solanum dulcamara is the source of this 1769-nucleotide messenger RNA. RefSeq lists its product as uncharacterized. The transcript has a single exon. NCBI's taxonomy places the organism in Eukaryota, Viridiplantae, Streptophyta, Magnoliopsida, Solanales, Solanaceae. The record is from RefSeq and is a predicted model, not a curated record. The coding region runs from base 373 to 1227 and encodes 284 amino acids.